Molecule: messenger RNA, 1293 nt
Organism: Striga hermonthica
Lineage: Eukaryota; Viridiplantae; Streptophyta; Magnoliopsida; Lamiales; Orobanchaceae
Source: the annotation of a GenBank genome assembly
AUGGAUUCGGAUCAAGGCAAGCUCUUUAUCGGCGGGAUUUCAUGGGAAACGAACGAGGAUAAGCUGAAAGAGUAUUUCCAGGGCUAUGGAGAAGUUGUUCAGGCUGUUGUCAUGAGGGAUAAGGUUUCUGGGAAGCCGAGGGGAUUUGGGUUUGUUGUGUUCUCAGAUCCAGAGAUUCUCGAUAGGGUUCUUCAGGAUAGGCACGUCAUUGAUGGCCGCACGGUUGAGGCUAAAAGAGCUUUAUCAAGGGAUGAGCAACAGGGUUCAAGAGGUGGCAACUCUGGUGGUGCACGCAGCUUUGGUGGAGGCGGCAGGACAAAGAAAAUAUUCGUUGGUGGCCUGCCGCCAACUCUGAGCGAGGAUGGCUUUCGUCAGUAUUUCGAAACUUACGGAGAGGUAACUGAUGUGGUAAUAAUGUAUGACCAGCAGACAAAUCGGCCACGUGGGUUUGGGUUCAUCUCAUUCGAUUCCGAGGAUGCCGUCGACAGGGUUCUGCACAAGACCUUCCAUGAUUUGGACGGUAAGCAAGUGGAAGUGAAGCGGGCCCAGCCUAAAGACUCUAAUAUCGGUGGUGGGGGUGGGCGAUCUUCUGGUGGUGGUUAUGGGGGCGGAGGCGGCGGAGGAUAUCAGGGGUAUGGUUCUGCCGGUGGGAAUUCAAACUCUUAUGACGUUCGAAUGGAGUCCAACAGGUACAUGCAGUCGCAAAAUUCUGGCAGUGGGUACCCAUCUUACGGAUCGUCUGGGUACAAUGCACCGGGUUAUGGAUAUGGCCCCACCAAUAACUCCAUGGGUUAUGGUUAUGGGAAUUAUGGUAAUGCAAAUCCAGGGUUUGGUGGUCCAUCUGGCGGAGGGUAUGGGAAUAACCCUAGUGCAGGAUAUGCUGGUCCUCCUGGUGCUCAGAGAAAUUCAUGGGGUUCACAUGUUCCCACUGGGUAUGGCUAUGGAGGAGGUUCACAGUGGGGUGCUGGCGGCGGGCCAGGUGGUGGGACGGGCACUGGCCAGUCUCCAAGUGGGGCCUCAGGGUAUGGGAACCAAGGAUAUGGUUAUGGCGGAUAUGGUGGAAAUGAGGGAGGCUAUGGGAAUCAAACUGGAUAUGGUGCCGUUGGUGGCCGAGCAGCGGGUGGGCCAAAUGGUGGCCCAGCUGAUCAACCUGGGGGACCUUAUGGUGGCGAUGCGAGUGGUGGUUAUGGUAAUGCAGGAUUUAGUUCAGGAUAUGGUGAUGCAUCACAGGCUUCCGGUAACUAUGGUGGUGGCUAUGGUGGCGGUGGUCCCACUCGGCCGUCCCAGCAGUGA